Molecule: messenger RNA, 7296 nt
Organism: Argiope bruennichi
Lineage: Eukaryota; Metazoa; Arthropoda; Arachnida; Araneae; Araneidae
Product: tyrosine-protein kinase Abl-like
Exons: 11
Coding region: 173-4330 (1385 amino acids)
Biological process (GO): protein phosphorylation
Molecular function (GO): non-membrane spanning protein tyrosine kinase activity; ATP binding; protein binding
Source: RefSeq, a predicted model, not a curated record
CUAAAGAAAACAUUAGAGUUCUGGAAAGAAGGACUCGCAUCUCAAAAAUGAGUUUUUGUUUAUGAUUUUAUGUUCUUAAAAAUAAUAACGAUAUGGCUGAUUAAACAUAAAAGAAGACAUUCAAACUAUUUGGGGUGGUGCUGGCCCAGCGGGAAGACGCCUGAGCCGUGGUAUGGGUGCUCAGCAAGGCAAGGAGACCCGUUGUGGAAGCGGGUCUUCUGUCAGCAGUACUCGGGGUAAACCGGCCAAACACUAUCAGAGAAGUAAAGCGUCUUCCAAAGAAUCAAGAUCAUCUUUGGCAGCUGGAAAUGUGUUUACGGAACAUAAUGAAGCCCUGUUACAAAGUCGACCACUUCCUCAAAUACCUGAUAUCUCUGAUGACAUUCGCAACCUCCCACCUCCCCUAGAUGGUUCCUCUCGUUGGAUGUCAAAAGAAAACCUUUUAUCUCAAGAUGAAAAUGAUCCUCAGCUCUUUGUAGCUUUGUAUGAUUUCCAAUCUGGUGGAGAGAACCAGCUCUCUCUUAGAAAAGGGCAACAAGUUCGAGUCUUGUCUUAUAAUAAAACUGGCGAAUGGUGUGAAGCCCAGUCAUGGAAUGGUCUUGUUGGUUGGGUGCCCAGCAAUUACAUCACUCCUGUUAAUAGCUUGGAAAAACAUUCCUGGUAUCAUGGUCCAAUAUCUCGCAAUGCUGCUGAAUACCUACUCAGUAGUGGUAUAAAUGGCAGUUUCUUAGUCAGAGAAAGUGAGAGCAGCCCAGGUCAGAGGUCAAUAUCUGUCCGGUAUGAGGGCAGGGUGUACCAUUAUCGAAUUAAUGAAGAUUCUGAAGGCAAGGUGUUUGUAACUUCAGAGUGUCCUUUCAAUACUCUUGCUGAAUUAGUUCAUCACCAUUCAAUUCAUACUGAUGGCCUCAUUACUGUCCUUUUGUACCCUGCCCCUAAAAGGAAUAAGCCCACGGUCUUUGCUCUGAGUCCAGAACCAGAUGAAUGGGAAAUUGAACGCACAGAUAUUGUGAUGAAGCAUCGGUUAGGUGGUGGCCAGUAUGGUGAUGUGUAUGAAGCUGUCUGGAAACGCUAUAAUAUGACAGUUGCUGUCAAAACUCUAAAGGAAGAUACUAUGGCUUUAAAAGACUUCUUAGAAGAAGCCGCAAUUAUGAAAGAAAUGAAACAUCCUAAUCUAGUCCAACUUUUAGGUGUUUGCACUCGAGAACCUCCAUUUUACAUCAUCACUGAGUUUAUGCAACAUGGAAACCUUCUCGAUUUCUUGCGGAAUACUACUCGCGAUAGUAUAAAUGCCAUCAUUCUCAUGCAUAUGGCUACCCAAAUAUCAUCCGCCAUGUCAUAUUUGGAAUCUAGGUGCUUUAUUCACAGAGAUCUUGCCGCCAGAAACUGCCUAGUUGGAGAUGGCCAUCUUGUAAAAGUUGCUGAUUUUGGAUUAGCACGUUUAAUGAGAGAUGAUACUUACACUGCUCAUGCUGGUGCUAAAUUUCCUAUUAAAUGGACUGCCCCAGAAGGUUUAGCUUAUAAUAAAUUUUCUACUAAGUCAGAUGUUUGGGCCUUUGGUAUUCUUCUGUGGGAAAUAGCCACUUAUGGAAUGUCCCCAUAUCCUGGAGUGGAACUAACAGAUGUGUAUCAUAUGCUUGAAUCUGGAUAUCGAAUGGAGUGUCCAGCAGGUUGUCCUUCUCGUAUAUAUGAGUUAAUGAAAGAAUGCUGGCUUUGGGAGCCCAAUGAUAGACCUACCUUCAAAGAUAUUCAUGAAAUACUGGAAAAUAUGUUUCAAAACUCUGAUAUAAUUGAAGAAGUUGAAAAACAACUGGAUCAGAAGUUUUCUGGUGUAACUAAAUCUGGAAGUGUUUCUUCUUCUAAGUCUCAUUCUUUUAAUGAAAAAACUUGCCAAAACAUGGUUUCUGAACUAGAAAACAAUGUCAUGUCUUCAGAGAGCCAAAACAUAUUUUCCGUUAAAUCAGUAUUUGUGCAGCUUAGCCGAUCUAGUCCUCGUUAUAAACAUACACCAGCUCCUCCUCCUAAACGAACGAGCUCUUUCAAAGAAAAUUCUUUUCCUGAUGACUUGGAUAAAGUUGAGGAUUGUAUGUUCUUUAGAGAGCCGCCUGAUGUCAAAUUUGAAGCUGGUGCAGAAGACUUUUCUAUGUGCAAUAAAAUUCCAAAAGGUGAUUCUCAUGAUCGCAUUUCAGAAAAAGAUGAUUCUGGGGUAGCAGCUUCUUCUUCUGAUGCUUCUUCCAUUCAGUUAAAGAAGUCAAAGAAAAAUAGAUCCCAAACAUCUCUUUCAAUUCAAAAAUCAAAGGAUGGUAACAAUGGUAAGAAAAAUGAGACAAAAAAGGUGAGAGUUGCAGCAUUGGAAGUUCAAAAUGUCAAGAAAGCUAUCAGUCGCUAUGGAACUUUACCAAAAGGUGCACGUAUUGGGGCUUAUCUGGAUUCGCUGAAACAACAUGGCUUGCACGAAGGUACCCAAUGUCCUCCUGAAACCAUUAUGGAAGGAGAAUUGGAAUGCCUCCGAGAAAUAAGUGAAGAAGUCCAUGUUGACCGAAGGGUGACUGGAUCAGUUACCAAUCUUAGCAGACUAGAAAUAAGCUCCAGACAUAUGGCUGGUAUGCGUUAUGGUUUAGAAAAUCAAUCUAUCAGAAAUUCUCACCGAUUUUUUCUCAGGCAAAAAUCUGAUCUAACACAUAAUAAAAUGAAUGAUGUACUUGAAACAUUUUCCAUUACUGAAUCUCACCAUCUGCGAUCUAGGAAACCUAUUCUCAGUAGCAGAUUUUUUCCAAAUAAAAAGGCUGAGAAAAAAUCAGAAAGUUUGUCCUGCAUACGAGAGCCAAUGGAACUCAUAGGAAAUUCUACUCAUCAUGCUUCGUGGGAAAAUAUUGUUGCCAAUAACUGUCUUUCUAAUAAUGCUCUGGUGUUUGAUUCAGAUAGGCUUGAUCGUGAUAUGCACAAACGUAACCUGAAGAAACGAACCUUAAAUAAGCCAUCUAAUGGUAGAGACCAAGUUGUCAAUAAUGAGAGCUCUAAAUUGAUGUAUAAUCACCACAAUUCAGCAGAUUGUAAUUCUGGGAACAUGCAAUUCAUGCCAUUAAGUAUCAGUGAUAAAAAAGUAAAGUCUAAAUGUUUUGUUAAUAGUUCUAAACUUGCCCCUGUUACUGACUUGUCUGAUGAGAACUUGUUUUCUGAAAGUGAAGAAUCCUUAAGUUCUCCAGAUGACAUUGACGGUUUGGCUGAUGUACCACCUCCAGAUACCACCAGUGAACUCGAAUUGACUUCCCAAUCUGGUGUCUUAGGUUCAGAAAUAGUGAUCCCUGCUCCAGAAGGUUUUCAGAAUUCUAUUGGUGCUGAUGAAGAAGACUGUUUGACUGGUUUAGAAAAAUUAAAUGUCAAAUCUGAAGGCAAUGGUGCUACAGAAUCUAUAAAGCCUCAAAUUAAAAAGAAACCAGCACAUCUUAAAAAUUCCUUACUUAAAAAUAUUUCCACAGAUAGUAUUGAACCUGAGGAUAUUAAACAUGAAAGAAGUAAAAGUGAUGCCUUUGUGAAUGAUAAGCCAUCUCUUGCAAAGAAAGAGUCAAAUGGAAGAAGACACAGUUCAGGAUGUGUAAAGAACUUCAAAAAGCUCUUUGAACGGGAAUUUGCUAUCUAUGAUAAAGUUGCUAAGUCAUCUGAUGGUGGUGGCAGCCCAGACCUCCCAGAUGAAGAAGACUCAUCUGAAGGUAAAGGACAUAGUCACACCAAGAAAAGAACACAGAACGAUUUAAAAACAGAUAAAGCUCAACCUGACACUUUUUUUGCUAAUGCCAAUAAUGUGCAAGAAGAAAAUGACAAUUCUUUUUUCCCACCACCUCCUCCGCCUGAAGAAUUAGCCUUUGAAGAGGUCUCUUCCAACAAUCCAAAAAAUGGCUCUCCUGCAACCACUCCUUCCCUAGACCAAAAACUGUCCAAAGCCAAUAAGCUUUUCCCACAGAUUUCAGAUUCUUCCACCAAAAACAUGAAUCAGACUAAUGAAAAGAUUGGUUCUAAGGAUCCUGAUCGUAAACUUAUGGAGACGUACCGGAACCUAGAGGAACUGAUUAGCCGUCUCCGGAACUCCUCUCACAGCAAUGGUUCCAGAGUCAACCAGCUUACAGAAAAGAUUAGUCUAUUCUGUGCCACUUGUGGGACCUACACUGCCAGUAUAGCAGCACAAGAACAGUUUCAUUUCCGUGAGCUCAUCUCCAUCUUGGAGAGCCAGAAGGAGCGGUUUCAUUCAUAUUCCAGCAAAUGCUCGAGUGAUGUGAAACUGCUGACUGAAAUGCAUAGCACAAUUAGAGACUUGAUAAACAUUGUUCAGAGGUGAAAUUUUUAUACAUGUGACAAAUGACUCGGUGCAAUCGUUUUAUACAUAUAAAAAUGUCUAGUCUGCAUUGAAGAUGGACUUAUUUCACAUACCACUAUGUUAGGUUUAUGUACUUAGUUGUUUUGUAAAUAUUCUCUGUGUGACAAAUUUGUUGUAUGGUUUCAAAAAUCAGCCUCAGGACAAUUUUAUAGGUUCUUCUGGCAAAGAACAUGCACUUCUUACUUGACCAGUCACUCAUGUGAUGUAAUCACCUUUAUUUGUAGAUAAAUUUGUUCUAAGAUUUUUUUUUAAAUUGAAACAUUGGGUUUUUUUUUUAUAAUAGUGUUGCUUUUAUUAAUUACAUACUUGUCUAGCAAUAUUUUUAAUGAUUCCAGAUUUAGUUUACUGAAAAGAAUGAUUUAUUAAAUUUUUUAAAUGUUAUAUAAAUUAUUAUUUUAUUAUUAUUUUCCUUCAUUAUUACAGUAGCUGUUAUACUUUAGAGGAGCUUUACCCCAUUUCUUUGUUUCAGUUGAAAUGAAAAAUUUGAAACCUUAUAUAUGGUCAUCUUGGAUUUGAUUGACUUAAAAGCAUUAUCUCAGCUGUUUGAAAAAUAUUGAAUAUUUUAAUCCAUAUUAAUUUCGUAGGACUUUUUGCUUACAUGCAUAUAUACACAUACAAAAUAUUUAUUUGAAAGGUUUUAUUAAUAAAGAUUUCUUUCAUUGUUAAAUUUGAAAUUAAAAGAAAAUGGGAAAUUUAUAAUAGAACUAUAGGUAAAAUAUGAAAAUAAUGAUUUAUAAUAUUUGGAUCAAUCCAAUAAUAUAGCAUUAUUAUCAUUACUUUGUAUUUUUAUUUUAUACUUUUAUAUAUUUUGAUGCUUUGUCACCUAUUUAAUUCAACAUUUUUUUUCUUUGAAAUGAAAAAUCUGCAUUAAAGAUGAAAGGAAUUGCAAAUUUAUUCAAUUUUACUGUUUAGUUAUUACUACUCGUCAUUUUUCAGAAUAUGCUUAUUUUAAUAAUUCAUUAACCAUUUUUCAGUAAGUUUAUUUGUGGAAUUCAACUAGAAAAAAGAUACUUUAUACAUAAAAUUGUGAUCAAUUUAAGGACAAUUAUGUUAUAGAAAUUUAAGGAAUCUUGGAAUUUUUCUGAAUUUCAUACUCUGCUUUCAUUUGUCUGUAUUAUCCUUUAUUGGUAAAUGAUAAAAAUUUGCUGUCAUCUGAAACAAAUUGGAAGUUUUUGAAUGAUAGAAAACCUUUUAACAAUCAAGAAACAUCUAAACAUUUAGAAAAAUUAAAAAUUAGUCCUAAAAUGUGUUCUUGGAAAAUGUUCAGAUUUAUAAUUUUUUUUCCCUUGUCUUUUUUGUGAAAUAAGCAAUAAGAUAUGUAUUCAUCAAAUGGAAGCAAUUCAUUUAUUAUACUAGUCAUACUGUAUGUGCCUAAAAAGUAAAAUUAUCAUCAAAUUACUUAUGAUAAUAAAUUUUGAUAUGCAGAUUACUUCAUAUGCUUCAUGGUAAAAUGCAAAAAUAACUAGUGUCAUGAUUUUUUUUUUCGCUCCUUUUAACCAUUUUAAAGGUUCUACUGUUGCAUUCAUGCAUACAAAUUCAUAUUGGGACUAGUAUUUCCCUUCAUAUUAAUCAUGCAUAUAAUGCUGUUUUUAUGCCGAGAGUGUUUUAUACUGACUUAUCUGAGGACUGUACCAGUUUCUGAAAUGAUGUCAUUGUAAUAAGAAAUAAAAGGAAAAACUACUUUCUGGAUUUGAAUUUGGCCAUUUUAAAUCUUCUGAUAUGUUUCCUUUGUCAUAAAUCAAUAAACUUUUGUUUAAACUAUCUAGCACAAAAUGCACCCGAGUAUUUGAUGCCAAGUCCUUCAAUAGGCAUUUGAACUAAACUGAAUAUAUUUAAAAAUAUUAUAUGUUCAGUCAUUGUAUCAAUUCUUUUCGAUAACUUUUGGUUUAUAUAUGUUAUGGUCCAAGAUAACUACAGAAUUUUAUUGGUUAUCAUGGUUCCUUCAAGAAUCUUUGAUAUAGCUCUCUCUAUCUGAUUGGAACCUUUUAUAAAAUAAGGUGGAUUACACUUUUAACUUUUCAUGACAUUCCAGAGCUACAUUUUCUUCCAUUUGCACUUGCAUCAGCUUAUAUAAUCAAUAAAGCAAUACUAUAUUGAUAUGUCUUAUUGCAAAUUUAAGGCAUAUCUUUUGGGGGGUAUGUCUUUAGUUUGCAAUGCGUCUUUAGUUUAGAAAGUGCCUUUUCUAGGGCACUUUCUUUAACAUUAUAGACUAAAUCUAUUCAUGAUAAUAUAAUAGAAUUCAAAUAGAUUUCUUUUUUAGUUUUAUGUCUGACUAAGAAUGACAGAUGAAAAGUAUUUAAAAAUAUUUCUUUUCAAAGAUUGAUUGUUAAAUUUUUAUAUUUUAGUAGUUUUUAUUUUAUAAUCUGAAUUUGCGUGUUGUAUGUUUUGUCCUGUAACAAUGAUUUAGACCAGAGUUUUAACUAGUAAGCAUGUGUUCUAUUGGUGGCCUUACUCCCUGAUGACCUUAUAAAGAGGUUUCGAUGUGCUACUCAAAAUUUGAACUUGUGACUAAAAUUUGAACUCGGAUCAUUGAAAGAUUACCAAAAAAAAUUCAGUUACAUUGAAAUAUACAUAACUAAAGCUUAAUCAUUUUAUAAAUAGCAAGUCUGUAAAAGUUGGCUAAAUUUUGUGUCAUUUCAAAUACUUUUUUUAGAUUCUUUAAGAGUUAAUAAAUUAAAAUAUAAAUCCAUAAAAUUUUAUUUGUAAUCUAUUCAAAUAUGAUACUAAGAUAACUUUUAUAGCUGAUAUAAAUGAGUAGCAAGCAUGCAUCUUGAGUAUCUCAUGACAUUGUUAAAUUUUUAUAUAAUUUAAAUUUAAUAAAUUAUAUCUAGUCAAAGACCACUUACAGAAAUAAUAUUCAGAAUCAAGGUUUUGUAUAUUAUUUAAUUUUUUUUUAUGGUUGCAAUUUUAUUAUAGGAUGAAAAUCA